UGUUGUUACAUUGCCCUCUCCUGGUAGCACUGCAAAACAUCACUCAAUCAAAUCCUGAAAUUAAAUAUAAAUCCACUUUUACCAGAAAAUCACAUUAUAUGGGCUGAAUACUUACAUGAAGUGUAUGGAGACUUUACAUGACGCAAAUAUGAAUAUAUAAAAUAACUUAAACCCGCCCACUGUGUUGAAACAGGAAGUACAUUUAUAAGGAAGUAGAUGAAUAAAUGGACACCAUCAGCCGAAGAAAAAAUGUUUCUGAGAGACCAUGGUGGAGAGAGUUGUAUCAAGCCUGGACCUGAGAACACCAGAGACCAUGGUGGAGAGAGUUGUAUCAAGCCUGGACCUGAGGACACCAGAGACCAUGGUGGAGAGAGUUGGAUCAAGCCUGGACCUGAGGACACCAGAGACCAUGGUGGAGAGAGUUGGAUCAAGCCUGGACCUGAGAACACCAGAUACCAUGGUGGAGAGUGUUGUAUCAAGCCUGGACCUGAGAAAUUGAUUCCUCAGAGCUGUAAGACUUGUGACCAUGUUGAGGACUCCACACAUUGGCUUCAGAUUGAACCCUUGACUUCCACUGUCCAGGGAGUGACAAUGUUCAGGCACAGGACACCCAGAGGGAGUUAUGAGUGUACAGUGUCUGGCCUCCGCUGGCUGUGUGAGAGAGAUGUCAUUCUGAAGUAUCACUUCAGGAACUGGGAACCCUACAGUCAAUUUCUGAAAGACAUGCAGUACACACAAGGUGGUCCAUUGCUGGACAUCACUAUGGAGUUAGGUGAACUGGAGGAAGUUCAUCUGCCACAUUUUGUCUGUUUAGGGACCAACCCUUCCCUGAGGAAUGAGAUGAAGAUUCUUCAUGUAGAGGAACAUGGAGUGUCUUUAGAGGAAGUGCAUGAGAUGUCCACUGUGAUGUGGUCCUCUAUAUGGCAGUAAAAAGGUCAACAGUCAUUUCAAGGCUGUACCUGCUCCUCAGAAAUUCCAG
Messenger RNA from Oncorhynchus masou masou (cherry salmon), 979 nucleotides. RefSeq names its product NACHT, LRR and PYD domains-containing protein 1 homolog. The coding region runs from base 217 to 930 and encodes 237 amino acids. The record is from RefSeq and is a predicted model, not a curated record. Lineage: Eukaryota; Metazoa; Chordata; Actinopteri; Salmoniformes; Salmonidae. The transcript has 7 exons.